AUGGCCGCGCCGGGGCCGCCGCCACCCCCGGGGGGACGCGCGGGAUCCGGUGGGAUCUGGCGGGACCCCGCGGCCCUUCCCGCCAUCGCCGGGCACGAGGCCACGGCCGCGGCCCCUCUCCCGCCGCCCCGGAACCUUCCAGGGCGAAACCACAACGCGUCACCGCUGCCGCGGCGCCAGCCCUGCCCCACACCCCGCGGCCCUGCCCCACGGCCCUGCCCCACAGCCCAGCCCAGCCCCUGCUCGAGGGGCUGUCCCACAGCCCCCCCUGCCCCACGGACUGCCCCACCUCCGUGUGCCGGACCGGCUCCACGAGUGGGGCCAGCUCCACGUGCCAGGCCAGCCCCUCGUGCCAGGCCAGCCCCGCGUGCCAGGCCGGCCCCGCGUGCCAGGCCGGCUCCACGUGCCAGGCCGGCCCCGCGUGCCAGGCCGGCUCCACGUGCCAGGCCGGUCCCGUGCUCCUUCUGCCAGCACAACGGCGAAGCGCCGAGCAUGUACGAGAGCCACAGCCUGCGGGACGCCCAGGGCCGCCUGCAGUGCCCGGUGCUGCGCAGCUACGUGUGCCCCCAGUGCGGCGCCACGCAGGACCAGGCGCACACGCGGCGCUUCUGCCCGCGCACGCACCGCGGGUACACGUCCGUCUACUCGCGCCCGGCGCGCGCCGGGAGCGCCGGGAGGAGGCAGGAGAGCCCCAGGAAGUAGCUGGGGGGAUGGAGGACCCCGUGGAACCGUGCAGGGAUUUCCUCAGAGGAUGAGACCCCUGGGACCAGUCUGCCCAGUUUGUGCCGACUCCUGACCUCGUGGGACCCUGGGAGAGUCGCCGUGGCCGGAUUUGGGCGCUGCCGCCGGGGCCAGUUCUGCGUUCUGCGUUAUGUUUGAGUUUGGAGUUCUGAGUUUUGGAUGGGAAGGGGUCAGUGCUCCAUGGUGGAGCUGUUAUGGAUGUUCUGAGUUGAGUUUUGGUUAAUCCCAGCCUGGGAAGGGACUGGGAGGGGGUCGAUGCUCCUGCUGCUGGAGCUGUUAAACUCUGGUUAAUCAGAUUGUUAAACCUGGGUUAAUCCCAGGCUGGGAAGGGUCUGGUGCUCCUGCUCUGGAGCUGUUAAACUCUGGUUAAUGAGAUUGUUAAACCUGGGUUAAUCCCAGGUUGGGAAGGGCCCAGUGCUCCAUGCUGGACCCGUUAUGGAUGUUCUGA
Molecule: messenger RNA, 1189 nt
Organism: Catharus ustulatus (Swainson's thrush)
Lineage: Eukaryota; Metazoa; Chordata; Aves; Passeriformes; Turdidae
Gene: NANOS3
Product: nanos C2HC-type zinc finger 3
Exons: 4
Coding region: 1-702 (233 amino acids)
Biological process (GO): oogenesis; negative regulation of translation
Cellular component (GO): perinuclear region of cytoplasm
Molecular function (GO): zinc ion binding; mRNA binding
Source: RefSeq, a predicted model, not a curated record